Molecule: messenger RNA, 1539 nt
Organism: Fusarium graminearum PH-1
Lineage: Eukaryota; Fungi; Ascomycota; Sordariomycetes; Hypocreales; Nectriaceae
Exons: 6
Coding region: 1-1539 (512 amino acids)
Biological process (GO): microtubule cytoskeleton organization; microtubule-based movement
Cellular component (GO): cytoplasmic dynein complex; centrosome
Molecular function (GO): dynein heavy chain binding
Source: RefSeq, a predicted model, not a curated record
AUGGCGAACAGAGUAUCGGUCUAUACAACAGGUUCAGGCGAUUCUGAAGGUCGCGAUGGCGAGCAAAAGAAAGACCUUUGGACUUCUAUGCUUGAGUCCGUCGCGAGUGGCAAACGAUUACCAGAGAAGAACCUCAUCGUUCUAGGCGGUUCUCCCGAACAUCAAAGAGACUUUCUUGAAUCUCUUUCCAGCUCCGAACCUAGGCGCAAUGCGGACCGGCUUAAGAUACCGCCAAUUGCCAACAACUUUGCGCUGGGCUACACAUAUUACGAUGUCCUCGACGCCGACCAGGAUGAUACCUUGGCUCGAGUCUCGCUCUACUUCCUUUCUCAGGCGUCUACCGAGUUCGCUUCCUUAGUCGCGCCCCUCCUUACCCCAGAGACGAUCCCCAACACCUCUCUGAUCAUCCUACUAGACUGGUCACAACCGCACCUGUGGCUGCGACAAAUAUGGACUUGGGUUCAGGUUAUACAAGAGGUCCUCAAGAAGGUUGACACAGAUCAACACGCUCUUAUGGAAGAGGUCAUGUCUGCGUGGAAAGAAAGAGGUCGAGGAGGCGCGGCGACCAAUCUUGACGGCACACCUUCAGCUACAGCCACUGGCAGUGAUGGAGAUAGCUCACUUCCUUUGGGACCAGGAGAAUGGGAGGAGCCUUUAGGUCUGCCGCUCUGUGUAGUAUGCCAAAACGCAUGGAAAGAGCCCGAUUUCGAUACUGUGUUGCAAUACUUGCGAACAGUUUUGUUGAGACAUGGUGCUUCUCUCAUUUAUACUUCACAAAAUGCGCCCUCUCAGCUACCGUCUCUUAUCCACUCCACUCUUGGAAUCACAUCUCUCCUUAAGCGUCACCCACUAAAGCAUAACGUUAUCGACCGUGACAAGAUUGUCGUUCCUACCAACUGGGACUCGUGGGGCAAGAUUCGUGUUCUGGGCGGAACGUUUGACGCCGAGCAGGUCUCUAAUUCAUGGUCCGAAGAUAUCAGCACUCCCCGAGAGUCUAUGCGCUUCAACGACGAUGACCAAGGUGAGGUGGACGAGGCAGAGUUGGAGGAGAGAGAACAGAAAAGUGCGAUCGCGCGCUAUGAGGGAUGGUGCCGCGACCCCAACAGCGGCGGCUUGGCGGUUGUCGAAAAUGCUAUGCAUGGCGAGAAAUGGAUCAGCGUGGAGAGUGACGAUACUCAAGACUUCCUCGAGAAGCAGCUCAAGAUCCUCGAGGCAUUCAAAGCCAAGCAGCCAGAGAAGGGUUCCGACAACGCCAUCGCUCGCAGCACACGUCACAUCGAUUAUAGCGCCGACGAGAAGAGCAUUAGCGAGCACAUCGGUCCUGUGCAAUUCAACAUGGGCGGUAUUCAAGUUGACGCUGAUGAUAUGCUGCAGCGUCUUAAAGAUCGCAAUGCGUUUUCUUCCUCGCCCAGUAAUGAAGAGGAGGAAGCCGAGUCGCCUGCUGCGAACAUGGCCAAGGACUUUGACAACGAACAACUGCAGAGUUUCUUUACUGGUCUGAUGAACCGCAAAGGCACAGCAGAUGCAUCCCGUUCUUGA